Molecule: messenger RNA, 1017 nt
Organism: Orycteropus afer afer
Lineage: Eukaryota; Metazoa; Chordata; Mammalia; Tubulidentata; Orycteropodidae
Gene: POLR1F
Product: RNA polymerase I subunit F
Exons: 4
Coding region: 1-1017 (338 amino acids)
Biological process (GO): DNA-templated transcription initiation; DNA-templated transcription
Cellular component (GO): RNA polymerase I complex
Source: RefSeq, a predicted model, not a curated record
AUGGCUGCGGGUUGUUCAGAGCUGUCGCAGCCGAAGGCUGCCUCCGAAGGGCUGGUCGUGGGACCGGCUGGCGUCGUGCCCUGCCUAGAAUUGCCAACCUACGCUGCCGCUUGCGCGCUGGUGAGUAGCCGCUACUCCUGCCUGGUAGCCGGGCCACACCGGAGGCACAUCGCGUUGUCUCCGCGCUACCUCAACAGGAAACGCACUGGCAUCCGAGAACAGCUCGACGCGGAGCUUCUGCGCUAUUCUGAGAGCCUUUUAGGUGUCCCUGUUGCAUAUGAUAACAUCAAAGUAGUGGGUGAACUGGGAGAUAUUUAUGAUGAUCAAGGACACAUUCAUCUUAACAUUGAAGCAGAUUUUAUUAUUUUCUGCCCUGAACCAGGGCAAAAGCUUAUGGGCACAGUUAAUAAAGUAUCUUCCAGCCACAUAGGCUGUUUAGUACAUGGCUGUUUCAAUGCCUCUAUCCCUAAACCUGAGCAGAUGCCUGCCGAGCAGUGGCAAACCCUGGAGAUAAACGUGGGAGAUGAAGUAGAAUUUGAAGUAUUUCGUUUAGACUCAGAUGCUGCUGGAGUGUUCUGCAUUCGGGGAAAAUUAAAUAUCGCUAGUUUACAAGCCAAAUGCUCUGAAGUUUCUGAAGAAGUAACAGAAACUGUCACUGAAGAAGCUGUUGAAAAACAUCCAAAGAGGAAAAAGAAAAAGAAGAAAGACCUGGAGACUUACGCAGUGGAAGAUGGUACUAUAGAGCAAGUAGAUGUUACUGUAAAGGAAGAAACAGGCCCACAGAUUGGUAACAGCGUGAAGGGCCUCGAGGAGGAAGAGCCAAAGAAGAAGAAGAAGAAGAAAAAGCACCAGGAAGAUCAAGACCAGGACCCUGUUCUCCAAGGCAGUGACUCUAGUGGUUACCAAAGUGACCACAAAAAGAAAAAGAAAAGAAAACAUAGUGAGGAUGCUGAAUUUACCCCAGUUUUGGAACACUUACCUAAAAAGAAAAGGAAAAAGGAAUUUACUGUGUUUUGA